AUGUUGGACAACCCUCCCCGCGUCUUAUUCUUCGACACGUUCGGCACUGUGGUCGAGUGGCGGUCAUGUGUCACAAAGGCGCUGAGCGAUGCAGCUCAUCAUGCACUCCAAGAUCCAGACAGGGAUCUCCCAGCAGAUGUACGCCAGCGUGCAGCUACGCUGAGCCAGUCAGAUUGGCUUGCUUUCGCCGAGGAGUGGCGUUUAUCUUACAAGCUCUUUACACACGGCUUUGAUUCUUCUAAGGAUUUUGUGUCGGUAGAUCAACACCAUUACCGCGCACUCCAGGACCUUCUGGAGCAACGAGGAAUCCGAAAGUUGUUUAAAGACAGCGAGCUAUGGGAACUCACUUUGUGCUGGCACCGGCUCACUCCUUGGCCUGAUAGUGUUGCCGGACUGGACCUGCUGAACACAAAAUUCAUCACGUCGACACUGUCAAAUGGAAAUGAAUCCUUACUCCAGGACUUGAAGCAGCAUGGAAACCUGCCUUUUACCCGAAUUGUUGGCGCGGAGAACUUCGGAGCUUACAAGCCGUCACCAAGUGUCUAUCACGGCGCAGCGAAACUUCUCGACCGCGAUUCAACCCAGUGCACCAUGGUGGCGGCACAUCUCGGUGACCUGGAAGCAGCUAGAGACUGUGGCUUCCAAACUAUCUACGUUGAGCGUGAAUUGGAGGAGUCUUGGUCUGCUGACCGCAUUGCGCAAGCCAAAGAAGAGGGCUGGGUCGACAUUUGGGUAGGGUUGGAGGACAGUGGAUUUAUGGAAGUUGCUCGAAAACUGGGCGUUGAGGGUAAAUAG
This is a messenger RNA of Penicillium verhagenii, 795 nucleotides long. RefSeq names its product haloacid dehalogenase, type II. The coding region runs from base 1 to 795 and encodes 264 amino acids. The transcript has a single exon. The record is from RefSeq and is a predicted model, not a curated record. Lineage: Eukaryota; Fungi; Ascomycota; Eurotiomycetes; Eurotiales; Aspergillaceae.